Molecule: messenger RNA, 581 nt
Organism: Anopheles moucheti
Lineage: Eukaryota; Metazoa; Arthropoda; Insecta; Diptera; Culicidae
Product: tissue factor pathway inhibitor-like
Exons: 2
Coding region: 23-481 (152 amino acids)
Molecular function (GO): serine-type endopeptidase inhibitor activity
Source: RefSeq, a predicted model, not a curated record
UCCUAAUUCCAAAUAGCACAAAAUGUUUUAUCGGAAUAGAAACUGCAACCCAACCGUGUCGAUCACCGUGGCCAGUAUUCUGCUGCUCGGUAGUGUAGUGCUCAUCUCUCUGCUUGCUACACCAACCACCGCGCAACCGAUCGAUAUGUUGGAUCAAAUCGGUUCGGAAAGUAGACGAAUGUUCUACAAAAUGCUCGAAUAUCUCGGCGACUACGACGAGCUGGAGGAUGACGGUGCGCAGGAGCGCGAAGAAAAGGGUGGCUCGUUACCGCUGCAGACGAGCAAUCGGGUCGAGGUGGCCGGACGCGAUGAACAGUGCAAGUUGCCACCGAGACGUGGUGUGUGCCGUGCACUGCUGCCCCGCUACAGAUACGACCCGUCCCAGAAGGAAUGCAUCGAGUUCAAGUUUGGUGGAUGUGACGGAAAUGCGAACAACUUCAUGUCCUACAAGCAGUGUAUGGAAGCAUGCAAAGGUGUCUGAACGAUCAAGCAAUCGAUCGGCGUCAAUUUUAGAACCUCCACCCCCCCCACCAAGUGAUAUGUAGUGUGUUAAGAACCAGCUGACCCGGGGCGAAAUGGAA